UCAGUUCGUCUCCCUUUUCCCAGCUUUCCUUCUCCGUUAGGAUUCUUCGAUUCACUGCCUUUGAUAUAGAAGCAAGGAUCGGCGAGGAGAAGUGCAGGUUCGGGGUUCGUCUAUGGCGUCGUCACUUCGGUCGCUGGCAAUGAGGGAGGCCCGAGGGGGGCGGUUGUACGCGCGCAUGUUCGUCGGUCGGAAGACCUCUAAAUCGACCUACUUCCUUGUCCUUCUGGCGCUUCUCGCCCUCUCGCUUGUACUGCUACUGCUUCUCCCCCUCCAUUUCGACGACGCUUCCAUCCCCCGCCUCCACAAGCACUUCCUGCGUGAACAGGAGGGUUUUGGGCAUCGAGGGCCACAGUGGACGGAGGUUGUCUCUUGGGAACCGCGAGCGUUUAUGUACCACAAUUUUCUGUCCAAGGAAGAAUGUGAGCAUUUUAUUAUGUUGGCAAAACCUCAUAUGAAGAAGUCAACAGUUAUUGAUAAUUCUAAUGGCAAGAGUAAGGACAGCAGGGUCCGGACAAGCACAGGCACAUUUCUCCAUCGGGCGCAAGAUAAUGUAAUCAAGGCUAUUGAGACAAGGAUAGCAAAUUAUACAUUUAUCCCAGUGGAACAUGGGGAAGGGCUUCAAGUUCUGCAUUAUGAAGUUGGGCAGAAAUAUGAACCUCAUUAUGACUAUUUCUAUGACAAAUUUAACAUUAAGAAUGGAGGUCAGCGAGUGGCUACUCUUCUAAUGUAUCUUUCGGAUGUUGAAGAAGGUGGUGAGACAGUUUUUCCCAAUGCCAAAGUAAACAGCAGUUCUUUACCAUGGUACAAUGAGUUAUCAGACUGCGGAAAAAGAGGUCUUGCUCUUAAGCCAAAGAUGGGAAAUGCAUUGCUUUUCUGGAGUAUGAAGCCUGAUGGCACUGUAGAUCCGUUGAGUUUACAUGGUUCGUGUCCUGUGAUCAAGGGAAAUAAGUGGUCUUCCACAAAGUGGAUGCAUGUACAUGGGUACCAUUGAUGGAAAGAUCUCGCUAUCCAAUCAUUGUUUGUCAAUCCUUCUUGGCCCGACAUAAUAGCAACAUUCUUCCAAGGUAAAACAAUUUCGUUAGCACGCAUAGCAUAUCAAUAGUUCUUUGAACUGAUAUGUUUGGCUGCAGAUAUGAUAUGCAAACGAACACAUUUUCCCAGUGGCAAACAAACAUCCUGUUUAUGAACAAAUUUUCAUCAGGACUUCAAAAGCAUAUUGUAUCAUGAUAUAUGGAAUAAAAAUGUUUAUCAACAUGUAUGCAAUAGAAUAAGAAUGUGCCUUAGUUUUUUCUCUCUCAAAACUUCAGCUUGUUACUUGAGUACAACAAUUGAUGAGAUCUGAACACCAGGCUUCAUGCUUU
Molecule: messenger RNA, 1361 nt
Organism: Zingiber officinale
Lineage: Eukaryota; Viridiplantae; Streptophyta; Magnoliopsida; Zingiberales; Zingiberaceae
Product: probable prolyl 4-hydroxylase 3
Exons: 8
Coding region: 113-991 (292 amino acids)
Biological process (GO): peptidyl-proline hydroxylation to 4-hydroxy-L-proline
Cellular component (GO): endoplasmic reticulum
Molecular function (GO): L-ascorbic acid binding; procollagen-proline 4-dioxygenase activity; iron ion binding
Source: RefSeq, a predicted model, not a curated record